Microcebus murinus (gray mouse lemur) is the source of this 1835-nucleotide messenger RNA. It is a transcript of the gene MESP1, whose product is annotated as mesoderm posterior bHLH transcription factor 1. The record is from RefSeq and is a predicted model, not a curated record. Gene Ontology annotation, biological process: mesoderm formation; heart morphogenesis; regulation of transcription by RNA polymerase II. Gene Ontology annotation, cellular component: nucleus. Gene Ontology annotation, molecular function: DNA-binding transcription factor activity, RNA polymerase II-specific; RNA polymerase II cis-regulatory region sequence-specific DNA binding; protein dimerization activity. NCBI's taxonomy places the organism in Eukaryota, Metazoa, Chordata, Mammalia, Primates, Cheirogaleidae.
AUGGCCCAGCCCCUGCGCGCGCCGCCCCCCGAGUCCUGGAUGCUCUCCGCCGACCGGGGCCGAGCUCGGCUGCCACCGCCCUCCGACGGGGACCCCGGCUGCUCCCCCGCCUCAUCCCCAGGCUCCUGGGGUAGCGCCCCAGCCGGCAGACGCGUGCCCAGCCUCGCGCGGCCCGCGGCCCGCCCGGGCCCCCGCAGCCCGGCCCCAGGCAGGCGCUGCCGUCUGGGCGGCGGGCAGCGGCAGAGCGCCAGCGAGCGCGAGAAGCUGCGCAUGCGCACGCUCGCCCGCGCCCUGCACGAGCUGCGCCGCUUCCUGCCGCCGUCCGUGGCGCCCGCCGGCCAGAGCCUCACCAAGAUCGAGACGCUGCGCCUGGCCAUCCGCUACAUCGGCCACCUGUCGGCCGUGCUGGGCCUCAGCGAGGAGAGCCUGCAGCGCCGGCGCCGGCGGCGCAGCGACGCGGCGUCCCCGCGGGGCUGCCCGCUGUGCCCCGACGGCGGCCCCGCGCGGGCGCAGGUGCAGGCGCAGGCGCAGGUACAGGUGCGCGGCCCGAGCCUGGGCUCAGCCGCCCGCGCCGGGGCGUCCUGGGGGUCUCCACUGGCCUUUCCUGGGGCCCAAGUCAUGCCCGAGACGGGCGACCCGCUGGUGCUGUACGCAGAGGCGCCACGUCCCGAAGGGCAGGCGAUGGAGCCCAGUCCCUGCUCUCCGCUCUUUUCUGGAGACGUGCUGGCCCUGUUAGAGACCUGGGUGCCCCUCUCGCCUCUGGAGUGGCUGCCUGCCUGAGGAACCCUUGUGACAACGGACAGCUGGUGCCCUGUCUGUGAACACUGAAGCUUUUGCGCUUCAGCACCUUCAAAAUGGCUCCUCUCCAGACUGCCUGUCCUAGAAGAUGCCACCAGUUUUACUGGCAUGGACAUUCCUACAGGUGACAGCCUAUCCCCACCCAGGACAACCCUCUCCAGCCCCUCCCUGGAUGGAGGGACCCAUAAGGUAGACGCUUCGAAGCAGGCAGGAGUCUGUCUGUGCCUAGUGUGAAUGUAUUUAUUUAUGAAUAAACAAACUGUGUCAGUUGGCAAUUGCUUCUUCCUCUAGGUGGACACCUAGCUCCCUCUCUCCCCUCCAAAGAAGAAUGCAGGGAGUUGAGAGUGGCUCUUGCAAUCUUCAGUCCCCCAAACCCACAGGCCCAGGCCCCUUCCACCUUGCCCCCAGCCCUGGCUCUGCAUCUCCUGUUCCAGACGGGUCAGCCUGGAAGGGCGGGAUGGGGCCUUCCUAAGAGAAAGUGGCAGCAAGUAGAAUCUGUUUCUCUUUUCUUUGAACUUGAUGGGGAACUGGAUAAAACCAAAAUAUCUCUGUAAAAAAUACAAUUCUAUUGUUGAGUACUUUCUGUACAUCAGGUACCUUACACAUAUUACACCCAAAUAGUCAUUUUACAGAAGAAUAAAGAUUUUUUUUAGCUCCUUUCAUUCUGGGGCUUGAGGGGGAACCGGCUCCAUAGGGUCAUUUCACUAUGUCCCGAGGCCUUACUACCCUUGUGCUGGAGCACCCUGGCCUGGGGCCCUGGGAUUUUUCCCAUCUCCCUUCUCUCUUCUCUCUGAUUCCAUCUCACAUGGUUUAGGGGCAUAAAUGACAUCAGUGGGACAGUCCCGAGUUCAUAUAACCAUGACCUCCUAGAAGCCUAGCGAGGAUGAGAUGAGGGGUUGCAUUCAGAGACACAGAUGAGCUUCGAGCAGGCAGCUGCUGUGCUGCUAUCUGCGCUGGCUGCCUUCAGACGCAGGCAGCACUGUAUUGGGGAGGGAGCCUUGAGCCCAGAAAGAGCUGUGGUCUCACCGGCCAUGGAG